AUGGCUAAAGAAAACCAGACUCUGCCUGAAUUCCUCCUUCUGGGAUUCUCUGACCUCAGGCCCCUGCAGGGGCCCCUCUUCUGGCUGGUGCUUCUGGUCUACCUGACCACCUUGCUGGGGAACUCGGUGAUCGUCGUCCUCACGAAGGCCUGCCCCGUCCUGCACUCCCCCAUGUACUUCUUCCUGCGCCACCUCUCGCUGGUCGAAAUCCUCUACACCACUGACAUCGUGCCCAGGACCUUGGCCGACCUGGCCUCCGGGCAGCCCCGGCCCAUUUCCUUCCAGGGCUGUGCGGCCCAGAUGUACAUCUUCAUCGUCCUGGGCAUCUCGGAGUGCUGCCUGCUCACGGCCAUGGCCUACGACCGCUACGCUGCCAUCUGCCGCCCGCUGCACUACUCCACCCUCAUGAACUGGAGGGCCUGUGCCGCCAUGGUUGGCACCUCCUGGCUCAUGGGCAUCCUCACGGCCACCACCCACUCUUCCCUCAUCUUCACGCUGCCUUUCCCCGGCCGCCCCGUCGUCCCCCACUUCCUCUGCGACAUCCUGCCCGUGCUGCGACAGGCGAGCGCCGGCAGGCACAGGAGCGAAAUCUCCGUGAUGACCGCCACCGUGGUUUUCAUCAUGAUCCCCUUCUCCCUCAUCGUCACCUCCUACGCCCGCAUCCUCGGUGCCAUUCUGGCCAUGGCCUCCACCCAGAGCCGCCGCAAGGUCUUCUCCACCUGCUCCUCCCACCUGCUCGUGGUCUGCCUCUUCUUCGGCACAGCCAGCAUCACCUACAUCCGGCCCCGGGCGGGCUCCUCUGUCACCACCGACCGCAUCCUCAGUCUUUUCUACACGGUCGUCACCCCCAUGCUCAACCCCAUCAUUUACACGCUCCGCAACAAGGAGGUGACAGGGGCCCUGCGGAACAUGAUGAAGAAGCAGGUUUCCUCGCCCUGA
Sorex araneus (European shrew) is the source of this 939-nucleotide messenger RNA. Its product is annotated as olfactory receptor 10P1. The record is from RefSeq and is a predicted model, not a curated record. The transcript has a single exon. Gene Ontology annotation, molecular function: G protein-coupled receptor activity; olfactory receptor activity. Gene Ontology annotation, biological process: G protein-coupled receptor signaling pathway. Gene Ontology annotation, cellular component: membrane. Bases 1 to 939 code for a protein of 312 amino acids. NCBI's taxonomy places the organism in Eukaryota, Metazoa, Chordata, Mammalia, Eulipotyphla, Soricidae.